UAUCAAGUUUUGCAGUAUCUCCUGAGGAAGUCAGAAUCUGAGCCAGCAUGAAGACUGAAUCUUGUCUUUGGUCUGAUUUAUAAACUGUACUUUUAUUCUAACCAUGUGCAAGGUGAAGGUUAUAGCAUGGAAACUAAAAUCUUACUUCCUGCCUGACAUAACUUGCUUCGAGAAGUACACAAUGUCAGAACGUGGAAUUAAGUGGGCUUGUGAAUAUUGUACGUAUGAAAACUGGCCAUCUGCAAUCAAGUGUACUAUGUGUCGUGCCCAAAGACCUAGUGGAACAAUUAUUACAGAAGAUCCAUUUAAAAGUGGUUCAAGUGAUGUUGGUAGAGAUUGGGAUCCUUCCAGCACAGAAGGAGGAAGUAGUCCUUUGAUAUGUCCAGACUCUAGUGCAAGACCAAGAGUUAAGUCUUCAUACAGCAUGGAAAAUGCAAAUAAAUGGUCAUGCCACAUGUGCACAUAUUUGAACUGGCCAAGAGCAAUCAGAUGUACUCAGUGCUUAUCCCAGCGUAGGACUAGGAGUCCCACAGAGUCUCCUCAAUCCUCAGGAUCUGGCUCAAGACCAGUUGCUUUUUCUGUUGAUCCUUGUGAGGAAUACAAUGAUAGAAAUAAACUGAACACAAGGACCCAGCAUUGGACUUGUUCUGUUUGCACAUAUGAAAACUGGGCCAAGGCUAAAAAGUGUGUUGUUUGUGACCAUCCCAGACCUAAUAACAUUGAAGCAAUAGAACUGGCAGAUACCGAAGAGGCUUCUUCAAUAAUAAACGAGCAAGACAGAGCUCGAUGGAGGGGAAGCUGCAGUAGUGGUAAUAGCCAAAGAAGAUCGCCUCCUGCUAUGAAACGGGACUCUGAAGUGAAAAUGGAUUUUCAGAGGAUUGAAUUGGCUGGUGCUGUUGGCAGCAAGGAGGAGCUUGAAGUGGACUUUAAAAAAUUAAAGCAAAUUAAAAACAGGAUGAAAAAGACUGAUUGGCUAUUCCUCAAUGCUUGUGUGGGGGUUGUAGAAGGUGAUUUAGCUGCCAUAGAAGCAUACAAGUCAUCGGGAGGUGAUAUUGCACGUCAGCUUUCUGCAGAUGAAGUGCGCUUGCUGAACCGUCCUUCUGCCUUUGAUGUAGGCUAUACUCUUGUGCACUUGGCUAUACGUUUUCAGAGGCAGGAUAUGCUAGCAAUAUUGCUUACAGAGGUGUCUCAACAAGCAGCAAAGUGUAUUCCAGCAAUGGUGUGUCCCGAACUGACAGAACAAAUCCGGAGAGAAAUAGCUGCCUCUCUUCAUCAGAGAAAAGGAGAUUUUGCUUGCUAUUUUCUAACUGACCUUGUAACAUUUACAUUGCCAGCAGAUAUUGAAGACUUGCCCCCAACAGUCCAAGAAAAAUUAUUUGAUGAGGUGCUUGAUAGAGAUGUUCAAAAAGAGUUAGAAGAAGAAUCCCCGAUUAUAAACUGGUCCUUGGAGUUAGCUACACGUUUGGAUAGUCGACUGUAUGCACUUUGGAACCGGACUGCAGGAGACUGCUUACUUGAUUCAGUACUACAAGCUACCUGGGGCAUUUAUGACAAGGACUCAGUGCUUCGGAAAGCCCUGCAUGACAGCCUGCAUGACUGUUCACAUUGGUUUUACACGCGCUGGAAAGAUUGGGAAUCAUGGUAUUCUCAGAGCUUUGGUUUACAUUUUUCCUUGAGAGAAGAACAGUGGCAAGAAGACUGGGCGUUUAUACUCUCUCUCGCCAGUCAGCCUGGAGCAAGUUUGGAACAGACGCACAUUUUUGUGCUUGCACAUAUUCUUAGACGACCAAUUAUAGUUUAUGGAGUAAAAUAUUAUAAGAGUUUCCGGGGAGAAACUUUAGGAUAUACUCGGUUUCAAGGUGUUUAUUUGCCUUUGCUGUGGGAACAGAGUUUUUGUUGGAAAAGUCCGAUUGCUCUGGGCUAUACAAGGGGCCACUUCUCUGCUUUGGUUGCCAUGGAAAAUGAUGGCUAUGGCAACCGAGGUGCUGGUGCUAACCUGAACACGGAUGAUGAUGUCACCAUCACGUUUUUGCCUCUGGUUGACAGCGAAAGGAAGUUACUCCAUGUGCACUUCCUUUCUGCUCAGGAGCUAGGUAACGAGGAACAGCAAGAAAAACUGCUCAGGGAGUGGCUGGACUGCUGUGUGACCGAGGGGGGAGUUCUGGUUGCCAUGCAGAAAAGCUCUCGGCGGCGAAAUCACCCCCUGGUCACGCAAAUGGUAGAAAAAUGGCUUGACCGCUACCGACAGAUUCGGCCUUGUACUUCCCUGUCUGAUGGAGAGGAAGAUGAAGAUGAUGAAGAUGAAUGAAAAAAUCAAAGAGCAGAAGACAAAGGCAUUGGAUUUGUGAUGACCCCGAAACGUCAGUGUGGUGUUCCAAGCAGAGUGCACAGCAUGGAGUGAACCGGAUCUGGGAAGGUCUGCUCGGAAGUAUUUUUGAUUCACACCCAGUGGAAAGAAUGCAUCUGCUGUGUGAGGAGACAGAGAACUUUGGUUGGACUACAGUUUGUAAAGAAACUAAUUUUAUUAAGACAGAACUUUUUUUUCCUUUCAAAUUGUAAAUCUGUCUAUAAAUGUAACGCAUGUGGUUGUGUAAGAAAUUGUGUAAUAGGAAAAGUUGUACCAGCAUCUUCAUAAUAUUGAUAAAUUUUUUUCCAGCAUGGGCACUUACAAAAAGCACAUGGCAGAUGACUUUGUUCCUUUGAGAUACUAUAUUUUCAGUAGAACAUGGCAUUCUACUUUCACCUUAAAAUAUUCAUUUUACAUUAAAUCUCGAGAUUUGGAAACUUUUUGUACAAAUUAUCCACAGCAAAACAUAAAAAUAAACAAGCUUAUAUUUUACUGAUAAUUUAGUUCCUGUUGUGCCCAAUGAAAUAAAAUCAAAUCUUUUAGGAACACACUAAAAAAAAAAAAAAGCUAAGAACUUUUUAUUGAGUGAACUUCAAAUAGACAUUGUUUCCUUGUUUUGAAGAGGGGUUUUGGUUUCUAUUAUUAUUGUCUUUUUAAGUUUGUUGAUAUGCCCCUUUCCAGUAUUUCGGUAUUUAUUUGCUUGGAAGAAUGCCCUAUAAUUAGGGUCUUAUUGCAGACUCUGGGCAGCAAUCUGUUUGUGAGUAGUUAUUCCCUGGUUGGAAAGGGAGCAGCACCACUCAUCACCAAAUGGAUUGUGUGACAUUGGCUCACUUGGAUUCCAUUGACAAUGUUUUACUCCCAAGUUGCUAUGCAGAGGAUCUUUGGAUUCUUCCUUUUAUCACCUCUGCUCUAAGCAAAUCCUGUUAGAAGGGCAUGCCUUUGCUUAGGCUCAUUGGGAAUGCCAGUUCAGUACGGAAUAAAGAUUUAAAAAAUGCAACAAGGUGGUAAAUGCAUUUUAUAAUGAAUUUCUCAGCGUGUAGCCUGAGAAUUUUUGCAUGUUGGUUAAUUGUGGCCAUUCUUAUUUAAAGUUAAAACUAUAAUCUUAGGUAGAAAAACUUUUUAUAAAAAGUAUUAUUUGACCACUUCAGGUGUACAUUCAGUACUGGGUAAAAAUUUCAGACCUAUCUCAGGAACACAAAAAGACUUAGUGUCCUGAUAAGCACUUUGUAGACUAUUGAUGUGGCAAGGAAUUUGGAAAGAAGCCCCAGAUACAUACACCCCCCCCCUUUUGAUUUAGAGGCUGUGAAAACCUUUAAAUAUUUGCUUCUUGUUUUCUCUUUAGUUUUGUUUAGAUGAUACUGAAAUGUGUGCAACCUCGAACUUGAUGCCACAAUACUAAAAAUAGAAUAAUACCCAUGAGCUGUCAUGUCUUUAGUUCUUUCUCCCUUUCUGAACUCAGUAAAAGGUGUUCCAGGAUGAAAGGAUCAUUGCUGCAUGCUGAAAGUUGCAGGAAAAAAUUAUUUUUGCAGUAUGGGUCCAUAUAAAUGAAUUUUGAUAUAAUAAUGGUAAAUGUUAGUUUCAAGUGGUUAAUGUUUUCUUGCAAAUUGACUCUAUGACUUGCUUUCAUUUUGGUCAAUAGUUUAUAAUCAAGUUUUUAGAUGGCUAUCAUUCUGACUACUUAUCAUAACAUCUCUCAUAACUUUUCUCCAUGUAUAGAGAUAAUUCUUUAGUGGGCAGAGGUCCUGUUCUAGUUGCCUAUUAGGCAAAAUCUGCCCUCUCAAUUGAAGAAGCCAAAGAGAAAUGUUGGAGGGAAAAGCAUCUGGUCAGUGGGAGUCUACAUUGUAGUCAGUGCUGUCCAGAGAACUACAGGCUCAGUAGUUAGCAUCUACCUGUGUGUUGUGGUCUGGGGAGUGUCGUUUUCCCUGUGUUCCCUCUUUAUUUAUUUAUUUAUGAUUAGUGACCCUGACCACAUAUAGUUUGAUAGGUAUAGCAUUCUUCCCUGUGGGAAAGAAUUAUAGAUGGUUCCAUUUCCUAGGCUCCAGAAAUGGAGCUUUAAAUGGUUUUCAUAGCAGACUGGCUGUUAAAGGCCAAAAUUUUUGGUAAAUGAAUGCUAUGUGAAGCUCUUGAACUAUUAAACAGCCAUAAUUAUAGUCCCAAGAUAGAGUAUGUAGUCCUUUGUCAAAGAUUGUGUGUUUGGGUGACAGAUGAGUGUCUUACUGACUCUGGACAGUCAUACCGUUGGUUCUUUUUCUAGGGCAAAACCAGUGUAGUGGUUUCUGUUCUGACCUGUUCCUCCUUGGAGUCAAUUUAUACAUAAUAUUCCCAAAGGACUGGGCAACAAAAAAUCUGAUUAAACAAAACCCAGGUACACCAUGGAUUUGGACCUGCCUGCUUAUGUUUUGACUUAGGCUCAUCGUGUCCCAGACUUAAUGGAUGUUAUGGUAAAGUAACUGUUGUGCCUAGAUGCUUGGGGCCUCCUUUCAUGCAUAUUUCACCACCUACUUGAUGAAUGGUUAUGAAGAGAAUGUUAAACUACCUUUCUCUCCCUGGGGUGAUAGGUCAGCGGCUAUGUGCUCCAUCUCUCUCUAUGUGGGGCUGUAAUGUAAUCUUUCAUGGCAGAUUUGGGGUGGGGCCACCACCUUAAAAUGAGCGAGGGGACAAGGCCAGCAGAUGGAUGCUUUGAGACACUUUUUUUUUUUUUUUUUUUUAAAUGGGAAGGGAAGGGUAAGAAGGGGCUCGAAGGGAGUUUGAUACUUGGAAUUGUUGGACUUAACACUUGCAGACACCGUGAGUAUGAAGGGCUUAAUGACAUUUUAAAAAAGAUUCGUCACGUCAACUUAAAAUUUUUAACUAAUGGAAAUGGCCAAUGUUAAUUAUUUUGCAGCAUUUCUUUGUAAUUGUCACAAUUGUUAGGUUAUUGGCAAAAAGUUUCAAGAUUCACUUUCCUUCUUUGAGUCAGGUAAUUUUGCUUUUGGGUAAAUUAAAAUUGAAACUCUA
Galeopterus variegatus (Sunda flying lemur) is the source of this 5344-nucleotide messenger RNA. RefSeq names its product zinc finger, RAN-binding domain containing 1 (gene ZRANB1). Gene Ontology annotation, biological process: protein K33-linked deubiquitination; positive regulation of Wnt signaling pathway; protein deubiquitination involved in ubiquitin-dependent protein catabolic process. Lineage: Eukaryota; Metazoa; Chordata; Mammalia; Dermoptera; Cynocephalidae. The coding region runs from base 104 to 2308 and encodes 734 amino acids. The transcript has 10 exons. The record is from RefSeq and is a predicted model, not a curated record. Gene Ontology annotation, molecular function: cysteine-type deubiquitinase activity; K63-linked polyubiquitin modification-dependent protein binding. Gene Ontology annotation, cellular component: cytoplasm; nucleus.